AUGUUCGGUGAUAAAAUAAAGCUCAACAUUGAAACGGAAUAUAAACGACAUUUCGUUCCAGGCGAUAGCACGAUGCAAAACGCACAGCAUCCUGGCAAUGAUCCGGCCGUGGAUCCGUCGCUCAACCAGCGUCCCACAAGUAUGGAUAGCAUGACGGAGGGACAGCAGCAAAAGCAACAUCAGGAGCAGCAGGCACACGACACGUUCAGUGGUGGCGAGGGUAGCGAUACCACGCAGGAAGGCGGCAGCAGUGUCCCGGGUGGGACUAAAGAGUCGCGACAUUUCAUAAAGAAACCACUGAAUGCGUUGGAACGGAAAAGAAGUGAAAAGGAACGCAAGGCACGACAGCUGCGCCGGCUCCGCAAAUUGUUAAUGCCGAAAAAUGCGAUCGUGGCAUUGCAUGAGCUGCAGGGUCCAGGCAUGGCGGAGUUUACCGUGAACACAAAUGGUCAGGAAUCAAAGGCGGAAAUCAUCAUCAACAAUGUCAAGUACGAGGCAACCGCUCCGAAUAAGAACCUAGCGAAAGCGAAAGCAUCGGAGAAGGCGUUGCGCGAUCUGAUCUUUGCGCAGAUGUCACGGGUCAAGCAGCAGCGAACAACAACGGCACAGCCAAAGCAGCAGCCCGGCACCACCGCUACCACCGCUGACCAGGUGGACGGAGCACCAGCGAUCAAGACCGAACCCGAACCGAUGGAAUGCGUUGAAUCCGAGGACUUGCCGAUGGAGCAUUUGGCUGCGUUUGCGCUGCACAAACUGUUUACGCAGUGGGAAUCGGAAGGGUUCGAGGUGCCGUUUGUCAAAACGUCCCGGGCAAAAGCGGCCACAUCGGCACCGGCAUCGGCCGAGAACGGUGCCGGUACGUCGAUCAUGCCAAAGGUGACCAAAACUGUAGCCGAUCUGCCGCCAAACGCAAGCACGCGCCAUCCGACUGCACUGUUUGCAUACAUGCGACCACAAAUUUCGUACGAAGAUCUCGGCUCGAACAACGAUCAGCUGAACCGAGAGUUUAUAGCCGGUUUGCGGUCUGACGGUCGCUACUUCAUCGGCAAGGGCCGCUCGAAGAAGCUAGCCCGAAAGGCGGCAGCUAUCGAUGCCUGUAAGGACCUGUUCGGUGUCGUAUUUGAUGAGAGUGUGCUGAAUGGUUAGAGC
Messenger RNA from Anopheles maculipalpis, 1149 nucleotides. Its product is annotated as double-stranded RNA-specific editase B2-like. The transcript is spliced from 4 exons. The coding region runs from base 1 to 1146 and encodes 381 amino acids. The record is from RefSeq and is a predicted model, not a curated record. NCBI's taxonomy places the organism in Eukaryota, Metazoa, Arthropoda, Insecta, Diptera, Culicidae.